Messenger RNA from Umbelopsis ramanniana AG, 1412 nucleotides. RefSeq lists its product as uncharacterized. NCBI's taxonomy places the organism in Eukaryota, Fungi, Mucoromycota, Umbelopsidomycetes, Umbelopsidales, Umbelopsidaceae. The coding region runs from base 145 to 1341 and encodes 398 amino acids. The transcript has 2 exons. The record is from RefSeq and is a predicted model, not a curated record. Gene Ontology annotation, biological process: TOR signaling. Gene Ontology annotation, cellular component: TORC1 complex; fungal-type vacuole membrane.
UGCGUAUUCCAAUAGACAGGUUCAAUAUCAGCAGCCAUUUUUGGAGACGAAAGAGAGAUUGUAAACCCAUUUUUUUUUGGGCAUUAUCUUAAACUGUCCCGCUGUAUCUAUAUUUUCCAACCUACAACCUAAAACUUACCCGACAUGACGAUGACGGCAGUAGAUCCUGCCAUGCAGAACUACAUACGGGAGCCAAUAUACGAUAUACAAGCUUUGGUCCAGCCAGAGUGGCGGAAGUCGGACGAUUCAGCAGAUCAUAAUACAAAGGAGUUUGAAAAAGGUCAUGUGCAAUUAGCGAAAUUGGAUGGCAAGUCGACCAGGUCACCUUCGACGUUGGAACAUACACGUGCACUCCAUCAUCGGCAUCAUCAUGAAGCAGGACCAAAAAGCAGUAGCACAUCUUCUCCUGUAAGCUUAUUGAGACAACAACUGCAAGAAUGGGAAGCACAUCAGCGCUCCCUGUCAGCUCACGAGAACAUAGCGUCAUGUGCCAAGCAGCAUGACCAUAUCAAUACGGCCGCACAAACGCCUUCGGAAACAAAUCCAAGAACCAAUGUGAAUUUGCUGAGCAAAUCAUUUGAAGCAAGUGGAGGAGGAGGUCCUUUAGCCAGCAACAAGAAAUAUACCCCUUUACGGCAUAUGGCCAGCCAACCAGAUCUGGCAGCACGCCCUGUCACUCAGGUAACACCAUACACCGCCCAUGCCGACAAAUCGAUAGGCGCCUCCUCUUCAUCAUCAUUGAACCCUACUACCGCACCGCCGCCACAACUAGCUCCAGCUCCCUAUGUCCCUAUACCAUCUGAUACCAACACCACGUGUAGUAGUGCCCCUGACACCCACUUCAAACCUUCAGAACCUACGGUUGUGAAUACUCCUCCUGGAACUAGUAACAUCGCUAUAGCAGCCAAUGCUCAACCCCACAAUUUAUCACGUACUCAACACAAACUAUUACUGCAACGGCAGCAUGUAUUUGCCUCCGACAAAAAUUACUUGGCUCAUCCUGCCAACAUGCUAAGACUAACAAAGGAGAUGGAUCGAGUCAAUCGAGAGUAUCAUCAAGUCAGGAAAUUUGAAGAUCCGAUGACAGAAAGCUUGCGCCGGGUAGCGCAACGUUUGGCUGAUAGUAAACAUGAAAUUGCAUUACAACAUCAUGCCGAGCAGCUGAGUCGGUCCAGUUCCGCCUCCAGCCUGUCCUCUACUUCAUCUUCGUCUAUACCUGAUGCCGCUUCGAAAGGCACAAAGUAUCUGAAGAAAAUUUACGACAAGCCGUGGCGGAGUUGUCAAGAACAUCAGGAAUACACCAAAAAAGACCAUGUUAAGAGCUUUAUCAACAUCAAAUGAAAAGGAAAAAAAUCCACCCCCAAAAAUGCCCCCCAAUACUAACUCAAACUGUACAAUAAAUUUCUUUGAAA